CCAGCAAUCGCCGGGAUGGAUCGGCUGAAAGUUGUCUUCUUUUCUAGCCUACAGCGCUCGACUUACCCAGACGUGUGCGUCCAGUGCCACAGUCGCACCACUGGGGGAUACACAGCGACGACAAACGAAGGCUAUCAGCUGAGGUUCUGCUCCCCCCAGUGCAGUCAUGCCUACUGGGACGAAUACGCGAAGUUCUCGCAAUCUCCGUCAACUUUAUACAACACACAGCAAGGUGUCCCUAGCGCGAGUAAUGAGCUACUCCAAUAUGAAUAAACAUAUAUACACCUGUGAACAUUAGGUGGAGGAGGAAGAGCUACUCAAGCAGUUUCACAAGGAAUUCUAUUUGUAACUCAAAGGAGAACCAGCUCGCCAAAUACCCCACAAUCUAAUUCGGGGGCUCGGCUGUGUCGUCUUCCUGGCUGCACCAAGCCUUGCUACGUCGAGCGAGGCAGAGUCCAUGACUACUGUAGCUAUAGUCACGCAAGCGAGGAUGCAAGAUCACGUCGUACUGUGGAAAUUAUUAUAGCUGCUUCUGUUAUAUUCUUUCUCUUUAUUGUACUGUGGUCUUUUCUGUUGUAGAACAUUUGAGCACUUGAGUUUUGCUGACACUGUGCUGUGCUGAAUA
This is a messenger RNA of Geodia barretti, 625 nucleotides long. NCBI's taxonomy places the organism in Eukaryota, Metazoa, Porifera, Demospongiae, Tetractinellida, Geodiidae. The record is from the annotation of a GenBank genome assembly.